GAGCGGCCGACGCGGAGGCUCGCUGCGCGCUCGGAGCCAGACCUGCGAGCGGGCGUGGGCGGCAGCCUCGGGUCUCCCGGAACGAUGGUGAAGUUGGGGAACAAUUUCGCGGAGAAGGGUACCAAGCAGCCACUGCUGGAGGAUGGCUUCGACACCAUCCCCUUGAUGACGCCCCUCGAUGUCAAUCAGCUGCAGUUCCCGCCCCCGGACAAGGUGGUUGUGAAAACGAAGACCGAGUACGAGCCUGACCGGAAGAAAGGCAAAGCGCGCCCUCCCAAGAUAGCGGAGUUCACCGUCAGCAUCACCGAGGGGGUCACCGAGAGGUUCAAGGUGUCCGUGCUGGUCGUCUUCGCCCUGGCCUUCCUCACCUGUGUCGUCUUCCUGGUCGUCUACAAGGUGUACAAGUAUGACCGUGCCUGCCCCGAUGGGUUUGUCCUCAAGAACACCCAGUGCAUUCCAGAAGGCUUGGAGAGCUACUACUCGGAGCAAGACUCCAGCGCCCGGGAGAAAUUCUACACCGUCAUCAACCACUACAACCUGGCCAAGCAGAGCAUCACACGCUCGGUCUCACCCUGGAUGUCCGUUCUGUCGGAAGAGAAGCUGUCCGAGCAGGAGACCGAAGCCGCCGAGAAGUCGGCCCAGUGA
Odobenus rosmarus divergens (Pacific walrus) is the source of this 645-nucleotide messenger RNA. RefSeq names its product neuron-specific protein family member 1-like (gene NSG1). The record is from RefSeq and is a predicted model, not a curated record. Gene Ontology annotation, cellular component: endosome; membrane. The transcript is spliced from 5 exons. Lineage: Eukaryota; Metazoa; Chordata; Mammalia; Carnivora; Odobenidae. The coding region runs from base 85 to 645 and encodes 186 amino acids. Gene Ontology annotation, molecular function: clathrin light chain binding. Gene Ontology annotation, biological process: G protein-coupled dopamine receptor signaling pathway; endosomal transport; clathrin coat assembly.